UAUGUUCAUUUUUUCACAAAGAACGACAACUCUGAAUUACUUGCCAGCAUAGUACCUUGACCGGCUGAGAUAUUUAUUUAAUUACAAGUGAUGGCUUUACGAAUGUCAAUUAGAAAGCUAGCACAUUCAUAUGGAAUAAGAGACAUACGCCCACUGUGUUCAGUUAAUGCUACAGAAAUAUUGCAAUCAAGACAGAUUUUUUUAUCACCAAAAACAAUGUCAGAUAAGAAAUUAUUUACACCAGGUCCUCUUGGUACAUCAUCAACUGUAAAAUCUGCUAUGCUUAGAGACCUUGGCUCAAGAGAUGUAGAAUUUAUCAAGUUAAUUAAAACUAUAAGGAGUAAAUUGGUACAAAUUGCAGGUGUAUCAGAUUCCACAUUUACUGCUGUGCCUAUGCAGGGAAGUGGAACAUUUGCUAUAGAGUCAGUCUUUCAAACAGCCACUAAAAGAUCAGCGGCAAAGGUGCUAGUAUUUGAGAAUGGAGCAUACGGGAAGCGCCUUGGUAAGGUAUGUGAGGUUCAUGGAGUUGAAGUUGACGUGCAGUUUUUCCGGAGAAUGACUAUAUUGGACCUUAAGAAGGUGGAGAGUAUUCUACAGGGAAAUAACUCAUACACAUUAGUUGCUAUGGUUCACUGUGAGACUAGUUCAGGUGUAAUCAACCCGGUAGAAGGUGUUGGUAAAAUCGUAAAACAACAUCUUCCAGAGAGUGAUUUCUUUGUUGAUGCAAUGAGUAGUUUUGGAGCUAUACCUCUAGAUCUUGAGGCUGCUAAAGUAGAUUAUCUAGUCAGCUCAGUAAACAAAUGCCUUGAGGGUGUGCCUGGAUUUUCAUAUGCAAUAGCCAGACUUAAUAAACUGCUAGACUGUAAAGGUAAUUCCAGAAGUAUAAGUUUAGAUUUAUUUGAGCAGUAUGACAAUUUAGAAAAGACAAAUCAGUUUAGAUUUACCCCACCUACCCACACAAUGCUGGCAUUUGCACAGGCUAUACAGGAGUUUGAAACAGAGGGAGGGGUUGAAGGUAGAUCAGCUAGGUAUAGAGAGAAUUGUACAAUAUUGAAGGCAGGUAUGAAGGAAAUGGGUUUUAAAGAAUUUUUGAGCCCAAACCAUGAAGGAUAUAUCAUUACAUCAUAUUGCUUUCCACAAGAUAAACAUUUCAAUUUUAACAAUUUCUACAUGAAAUUGAAUGAAAGAGAUCAGGUUAUCUACCCAGGUAAAGUGCUUGAUGCAGACUGUUUUAGGAUAGGAAGUAUUGGAUACCUGUUCCCCAAUGAUGUGAGGCAUUUAUUGAAGUGUAUUAAAGAUGUCUGCAAAGAAAUGAACAUAACCUUACCUAUAAAAGAAUAAUAAAUUUGAGAAUUUACUGUAGCUUGUGUAUUAUCAGAUAAAGAUUAUCAAUGCAAUAACUAAUAUAUGUUGAUAGUCCUUUUAAUAGUUUAAGAGCAUAUAAAUAUAGUUUGGAAUGUUAAGUAUUUCUGUUAAGUAUUAGUUAAUGAUGAGUAUUACUUAAAGUUGUACAAAUUCUGUGUCUUGAUAUUUUGAUGAAUAUUAGAAAAUUACAUUAAACUUGAGCUAUUUAGAAAAUGUUAGUAAAGCAAAGUCAUUGCUAUUUUGACACAAUCUGAUGGUUAUAUUACUGUAGAUUUCUAACUGUGUUGUAAAAUUCUCUCUUAAAUAAUAAGUAAACAUGCAGAGAAUUUUAAUUUAGAAAAAAGGCACACUAUACUUAAACCUAGAGAAAUCUUUGUUUUGUACAAAAUGUAAUCUUAUAUUUCAAUCUCAUUGAUUUAUUGUAUUCUUAUAAUUACAUGUAUGAUAACUGGUAUUUCUACAGCUAUGUAGAUAACAUAGUGAAGCCUUGUAUAUAAUUAUUAUUGUGAUAUUGUUAGUGAUUAUGUGAUAAAAAUUAUGUAUUUAAUUUUAAAUUGUUGCUCAACUUUGGGUGACAGUUUUAUAUAGAUAUAUUUUCAUUGACCAAAUGAACAUGUAUCAAAAGUUUGGUUAGAUGAAUUAAUCAAUGAAUGUUUGAUUUAAUGAAUUGAAUGCAUGAGAGUCUACAAUAUAAUAUUUGAAUUCAGGGUAUUAUUGUUUUAUGUUUGGUGUUUUGUAUUUUUAAUGCUUCACUACAUGCUUUUUUCAAGGAUCUAAAUGUUGUCAUUUGUUAUAAUUUAGUCUUUCCAACUUUUAGUAAUGUGUUCUCUGAUAGCAUCAUCAUUAAAAAAAAUUUAUAGACCAAUAUCUUAGAUAAUUUGGUAUGUAGGUAUCUUUAUUGACCGCUACUCUUUUUUGAGGUUUGUGGUCAGUAGGGUCAAGGUCACUUAAUUUUUUGUGCUGAUAUCUGAGAUAUUUGGUAUGUGAAUUUGGUAUGUGUUUACUAUUCAUUGAUAUGUAUAUUGUGCAGUUUGAAGUCAAAGGUGAAGGUCACUGAGGUCAAAGAUAGAUUUUUUUUUUACUUUUUUGUAGUUUUGCAAUGCUUUUUAUCUGUCAUUAGGGACACUCACCUGGCGGUAUGAAAAUGAGAUUUAAAUCUGCUGCCUUCUAUCUAUUUUUUUGUUUAUUUACUUUAUCUCCACAAUUGCCUUCUUGAUCUUCAUGACAACAACCCAGGAAUAAAUGUAACCAUGUUACAUAUAUCAUUGUUAUUUUUGUUUCUAUGUUGAUCUGCUAGUGUGACCAGAUGCAUAUAUUACCGUAAGCCUGGGGACAAUUGGUAAAGGAAUUUAUAAGAAAAUUUUGUUACAUCAAACUUCAUCAGUGUGCUAUCACUCAAUAUUUUAUGUAAUUUCUUAACUAUGUUGUGUUAUUUAUAUAAUAAGUUAUGAUCCGAUUAUAGUAUUAUCUUGGACAGAAAGGGAAAAAUAUUUUACAAUACAGUUGUAAACAAAUACAUGUGUAUCACUUUAAACAUGUACUAGUAACAUUUUCUGUUAUUUGUUAAGCAGUGAUUGUUUGGUAACAGAUGCUUGCAAUAUUUCAUAUUUUACAGAAACAAUGUAAUGCUACAGAUUCUUCAGAAGUAAUUACAUACAUUCUUCUUAUACAUUCACUUUUUGCUUAUAUUUUAUAAUAAAACAGGUUUCUUUUAUUUACACUCCACGGCUUGCAUUAAUUUGUAUUUAUUAUACCCCCACCACAAAAUGGGGGGGGGGGGGGGCUAUAAUGGAUUCGCUUUGUCGCGUCCGUCCGUCCAUCGGUCGGUUCAUCUCCAUUUUCGUGUCUGCUCUAUAGAUCCUUUACCAAUUAAAGGGUUCUCUUCAAACUUGGCUCAAAUGUUCACCUCAACAAGGGGAUGUGCAGAACCCAUGUUACCUAUGUGUCAGCUCAAGGUCACAUUUGAAGAUCAAAUAUCAAACACAAUCAAAUAUUAGACAGUAUGUCGUGUCCACUCUGUAAGUCCUACACUAAUUGAAAGAUAUUCUUCAAACUUGGCUCAAAUGUUCAUCCAACAAGGGGAUGUGCAGAACCCAUGUUGCCCAUGUGUCAGCUGAAGGUCAAGGUCACAAUUGAAGGUCAAAUAUCAAACACAAUAAAAUAUAAGACAGUAUGUUGUGUCCGCUCUGUAAGUCCUACAAUAAUUGAAUGAAAGAUUUUCUUCAAACUUGGCUCAAAUGUUCAUCUCAACAAGGAGAUGUGCAGAACCCAUGUUGCCCAUGUGUCAGCUCAAGGUCAAGGUCACAAUUGAAGAGCAAAUGUCAAACAAUCAAAUAUUACAAAGUAUGUCAUGUCCACUCUGUAAGUUCUACACGAAUUGAAGGUUUUCUUCAAACUUUGCUCAAAUGUUCACCUCAACAAGGGGAUGUGCAGAACCCAUGUUGCCCAUGUGUCAGCUCAAGGUCAAAGUCACAAUUGAAGGUCAAAUAUCAAACAAUCAAAUAUAAGACAGUAUGUUGCGUCCGCUCUGUAAGUCCUACACUAAUUGAAGGAUUUUCUUUAAACUUGGCUCAAAUGUUCACCUUAACAAGGGGAUGUGCAGAACCCAUGUUGCCUAUGUGUCAGGUCAAGGUCACAAUUGAAGGUCAAAUAUCAAACAAUCAAAUAUUACACAAUAUGUCGUGACUGCUCUGUAAGUCCUACACUAAUUGAAAGAUUUUCUUUAAUCUUGGCUCAAAUGUUCACCUCAACAAGGUAAUGUGCAGAACCCAUGUCACCCUUUUGCCGGCUUAAGGUCAAGGUCACACUUGAAGGUAAAAAAUUGACUUUUUAAAUUUAAACAUGUAUUAAAAUUUGAAUAUUUAUGAAACUAGAAAAGGUAUUUGCUUGAAACUUAAAAUACAUAUGAAGUGUCACAAUUAAGAUAUUUUGGUCAAGUUUCAUAUAUCUGUAUUGCAUUUUAACAAAGUUAUGCCCCUUUUUAAGUUUUCAAAUUUACAUACAGUCAAAUAUUAGACAAUAUGCUGUGAUCACUCUAUAAAUCCCAUACUUAUGGAAGAAUUUUCUUCAAACUUUACUCAAAUGUUCACCUCAACAAGGUUAUGUGCAGAAUCAAUGUCACCUUUGUGCAGGCUAAAGGUCAAGGUCACACUUGAAGGUAAAAAAUUGACUUAGAAAAUGUUCUUAAAUUUUCACAUGUACUUAAAUAUUUCUGAAAGUAGAAAAGGUAUUUGCUUGAAACUUGAAAGAUAUAUGAGGUGUCACAAAUAAGUUAUGCAGGUUAAGUUUCAUAACUCUGUAUUGCAUUUUGACAAAGUUAUGCCCCUUUUUAGCUCGACUUUUCUAUGAAAAGGGGAGCUAUCCUACUCGCCCCGGCGUCGGCGUCGGCGUCACACCUUGGUUAAGUUUUUCGUACCACCCCACUUUAUUUCAGAAGUAUUACAAGUAUGGCUUUGAAACUUACCAUACUUGUUCACCAUCAUAACCUCCAUCUACAGACAAGAGUACAUAACUCUGUCAAGGUUUUUGACAGAAUUAUGGCCCUUUUUUGACUUAGAAAGUGUAUUGAGCUUGGUUAAGUUUUUUGUACCACCUCACUUUAUUUCAAAACCAUUGGAGGUAUUGCUUUGAAACUGACCAUACUUGUUUACCAUCACGACCUUCAUCAACAGACAAGAGGACAUAACUCUGUCAAGGUUUUUGACAGAAUUAUGCCCCUUUUUGACUUAGAAAAUACAUUGAAUUAUGGGUAAAAUCCACUUAUUGCCUUAACCCUUUGAGAUAUUGCUUUGAAACUUUUAAUGCUAUUUCACAUCAUUACCCCAUCUGUACGCAAGAGAAGGUAACUCUGUCAAGGAUUUGUUUUAAAAAUUAAGGCCUUUUAUCGACUUAGAAUCUUGGUUAAGUUUUUAGUACCAGUCCACUUUUGACUGAACUGUUUGAGAUAUUAAUUUGAAAGUUGGAAUACUUGUUUACAAUCAUGAUUCCCAAACAUGUCCAGGAGAAGGUAAUUCUGUCAAAGAUUUUAUUUGAAUUAUGGCCCUUAACUGUCAAUGUUUUGUAUUAUAGGCAAGCACUAAAAAACUUAAAAAAUCUAAAAAAAUUCAUUCCUAUCCACUUGUUCACUUUACCAUAAAUUAUGUCAUAUAAACAUUGCUGUAAUAUUCAAGGGUAUCAAACAACUAGUUCACUUUAAAAAUACAGAGAUUCUUGUAUUGCCUUUUACUGCAAAAACUUUUUUUAUUGGCAAGCAAUAAAAAAGUCGAGCGCGCUGUCUUACGGACAGCUCUUGUUAAGUCUUUAGAUUUACAUACAAUCAAUACUAGACAAUGUCGUGUCCGCUCUAUAAAUUCUAAACUUUACUCAAUUGUUCACACCACUGGGUAAUGUGCAGAAUCCAUCCUACCCUUGUGCCAGCUUAAGGUCAAGGCCACACUUGAAGGUCAAAAAUUGACUUAUAAAAUGUUUAGUACAUUGGGAAAAUGAAAGGUUAUUUGUAACUGUUUCGAACAUGAUUUGAUAAUAAAUAUCUAUACUAUUGCCUGUACAAUUAGUCUUUUUUUCACCAGAGAUAAUUUCUUUUUAUUUAUUUGUGCCACUAAAGUUAUUCCCUUAACCACCUUUCCAAGUUGUCUUCUGUCAAGGACAUUGGUGGGGGUAUGAAUUGCAUUCAGUGAUAGCUUUAGUUUAUUAGCUCACCUGUCACAAAGUGACUGUAAACUUUUACUUUAAAUGACAUCUCCUCAUAAACCACUAAGCCAAUUUCAUCCAAACUUCACAGGAAUGUUCCUUUGGUGGUCACCUUUUAAAAUUGUUCAAAGAAUUUAAUUCCAUGCAGAACUCUGGUUGCCAUGGCAACCGAAAGAAAAAACUUUAAAUAUCUUCUUUGAAAAAACCAUAAGAGCUAGGGCUUAGAUAUUUGGCAUGAAACAUCUUCUAGUGAGUGUCUACCAAGUUUGUUCAAAUAAAAGCCCUAGGGUCAAAAUUGGCCCCGCCCCGGGGGGUCAUUGAUUUUCCCUAUAUGCAUAUAGUAAAAACUUAAAAAAUAUUCUUUUAAAGAACCCAAAGAGGUAGAGCUAAGAUAUUUAGCAUGAAACAUGUUCUAAUGGGUGUCUACCAAGUUUGUUCAAAUAAAAGCCCUGGGGUCAAAAUUGACCCCGCCCCGGGGGGUCAUUGAUUUUCCUUAUAUGCAUAUAGUAAAAACUUAAGAAAUCUUCUUUUAAAGAACUGAAAGAGCUAUGGCUAAGAUAUUGAGCAUCAAACAUGUUCUAAUGGGUGUCUACCAAGUUUGUUCAAAUAAAAGCCCUGGGGUCAAAAUUGGCCCCGCCCAAGGGGGUCAUUGAUUUUUCCUAUAUGCAUAUAGUAAAAACUUAAAAAAUCUUCUUUUAAAGAACAAAAAGAGUUAGAGCUAAGAUAUUUUGCAUGAAACAUGUUCUUAUAAGUGUCUACCAAGUUUGUUCAAAUAAAAGCCCUGGGGUCAAAAUUGGCCCCGCCCUGAGGGGUCAUUGAUUUUCCCAAUAUGCAUAUAGUAAAAACUUAAAAAAUCUUCUUUUAAAGAACUCAAAGAGCUAUGGCUAAGAUAUUUAGCAUCAAACCUGUUCUAAUAGGUGUCUACCAAGUUUGUUCAAAUAAGAGCCCGGGGGCCAUUGAUUUUCCUUACUUCAAAAAUCUUCUUUGAAAAAACCCAAAUAGCUAGAGUUAAGAUAUUAAGCAUGAAACAUCUUUUAGUGGGUGUCUACAAAGUUUGUUCAAAUAAAAGACCUGGGUCAAAAUUGGCCCCGCCCCGGGGGAUUGAUUUUCUUUAAAUGUGUAUAGCAAAAACUUAAAAUCUUCUUUAAAAAAACCCAAAUAGCUAGAGUUUAGAUAUUAAGCAUGAAACAUCUUCUAGUAAGUGUCUAAAAAGUUUGUUCAAAUAAAAGCCCUGGGGUCAAAACUGGCCAGGCCCCAGGGGUGUCAUUGUUUUUAACUAUAUGUGUAUAGUAAAAACUUUAAAAAAAUCUUCUUUUAAAAAGCCCAAUGAGCAAGAGGUUAGAUGUUUAGCAUGAAACAUCUUUCUUAUGGGUGUCUACCAAGUUUGUGCAAAUAAAAGCCCUUGGGUUAAAUUGGCCCUGCAACGUUGGGGGUGGGGGUUGUUGGGGCCUAUAUACAGGUGAGCGACCUCAGGGCCAUCAUGGCCCUCUUGUUCUUAAUUACUUCUGUUUAGUAUAUAAAAAUUGGCUCAGUUUGUUUACAUUAUGCAGUAGUUUAAAGUACAAGAAUUAAUGGUCUUUUCUAUUUUAUAAUGUGUUUUUAUCACUUUGUCAUGUUUGAUAACAUAAGCAUCUUUGGGUUCACUUCACUGGGUUAAUUUGUCAUUCACUUCAUAGGGUUUAUAUGUCAUUCACCUCACUUGGUUUAUAUGUCAUUCACUUCACAUGGUUCAUGUGUCCUGAAUUCUCUGGGUUAUGUGUCAUGAACUUCACUGGGUUAAUGUGUCAUAUUGAUACAUGUAUAUCAUUUUGACUAUGAUACAAUAAGAAAAAUAUAUAAAAUGAAUGUUUUAUAUACAUAAUUAUUAUAUAAUUAUGCUCCCCUAAGGGUGAGCAUAUAGUCACCGCUUUGUAUGUCCGUUUUUUUGUCUGGGAAAUAACUUUGAAACAACAAGAGGUAUCAACAUGAAACUUUGUAGGUAGAUAGAUCUCAAUGAGUAGGUGUGCAGUUCACAAGAACCUUAACUCUGCCGUGCCAAAUUUUUUAAUUAUUGCCCUUUUUGUUUAUUUGUACACUUUGAACUUUGUCUUGGACAUAACUCUAAAAAUAUAAGAGUUAUCAACAUGAAACUAUGUAGGUAGAUAGAUCUCAUUGAGUAGAAUUGCAUUGUUAAAGAACCAUAACUCUGUCUUGCCUAAUUUUGGAGUUAUUGCCCUUUGUUCAUUUUGACACUUUGAACUUUGUCCGGGACAUUACUCUAAAAUUAUAUUAUAAGAGAUAUCAACAUGAAACUUUGUAGGUAGAUAGGUCACAUUGGGUAGAAGUACAGUGCUUAAAAACCAUAACUCUGCCUUGACUUAUUUUGAAGUUAUUGUCCUUUGUUUAUUUUUACUUUUUAACUUUUGUUCGGGACAUUACUCUAAAACUAUUAGAGAUGUCAGCAUGUAACUUUGUAGGUAGAUAGAUCUCAUUGUAUUGAUUUGCAACGCUAAAGAACCUAAACCAUGUAAACACAGCCUUGUCUAAUUUUGGAGUUAUUGCCCAUUGUUCAUUUUUACACUUUGAAUUUUAACCGGGACAUAACUCUGAAACUAUAAAAGAUAUUAUCACGAAACUUUAUAGAUAGAUAGAUCUCAUUGAAUAGAAGUGCAGUGCAAAAAAUCAUAUCGCUGCCUUGCCUAAUUUUUGAGUUUUUGCCCUUUGUUUAUUUUUUUAUACUUUCCUGUGUCCAAAACCUUUUCGGGGAGCAUCACCUGGUUCAACCGGAUCUUGUUUUCAUAUUGUUGUUUUCUACAAAUAUAUCUUUUUUCUCUUUGAUGUUUUCUACUGUAAACUUUUACUUAAAACGACAUCUUCUCAUACACCAAUAAGCCAAUUUCAUCCAAACUUCACAGGAAUGUUCCUUUGGUAGUUAACUUCAAAAAUUGUUCAAAGAAUUUAAUACCAAGCAGAACUCUGAGCAGAAAGAAAAAACUUAAAAUAUCUUCUUUUAAAGACCAAAAGAGCAAGAGCUUAAAUAUUUGGCAUGAAACAUCAUCUAAUCAGUGUCUACCAUGUUUAUUCAAAUAAAUGCCCUUGGGUCAAAAUUUGCCUGCGGCAGGGGGGGGGGGGGGGGCAUGAUAUUCUUUAUUUGUAUAUAGUAAAAUCUAAAAAAUCCUUUUUUAAAAAACCCAAAUAACUAGAGCAUAGAUAUUUAGCAUGAAACAUCUUCUAGUGGGUGUCUACCAAGUUUGUUCAAUGAAAGCUCUCGAGGUAAAAAUUGGCCCCGCCCCAGGGGGUCAUUGAUUUUUGUGUUGCCUCUAUGGAGUAGUGGCGACAUAUAAGGAUCACUUCUCCGUCGUCUGUCUGUCUGUCCGUCCGUCUGUCACAAAACUUGUCCGGACUACUCCUCAUAAACUACUGGUGCCAUUUCAUCCAAACUUUACAGGAAUGAUCAGUACCAAGUGUAGUUGUGCAUAUUGUCAGCAUUUUCAGGUUCAAUGAUUUUUGUCAGAGUUAUGGCCCUUUAAUUAUUUUUAAUUUUACAGUUUGUCCGGACUACUUCUCUUAUACCACAAAUGCAAUUUCAAUGAAACUUUACAGGAUUGAUCUGUUGCUCAAGUCCUUGCGCAUAUUGCAUGGGUUUUCCGGUUGAAUGAUUUUUGGCUGAGUUAUGGCCCUUUGAUAAAAAGGUGUUUUUUUCUGUGUGUUGCCAGAUACACAAAAGCUUGUCCGGACUACUCCUCAUAAACUACUGGUGCAAUUUCAUCCAAGCUUUACAGGAAUGAUCAGUACCAAGUCUAGUUGUGCACUGUCUGUCUGUCUGUCCGUCUGUCACAAAAUUUGUCCCAACAUGAAAUUGGCCAUCAUGAGGCGACACGUGAUUACUGAUCGCUCUUGUCCUUAUAUGUUACUAUGUAUAUAGUAAAAACUUUAAAAAAUCUUCUUUUGAAAAACCAAAAUAGCUAGCGCUUAGCUAUUAAGCAUUAAACAUCUUAUAGUGGGUGUCUACCAAGUUUGUUUUAAAUAAAAGCCCUUGGGUAAAAAUUGGCCCCGCCCCAGGGGCUCAUUGAUUUUCCUGAUUUGUAUAUAGUUAAAGCUUUAAAAAAUCUUCUUUUAAAAAACAAAAAUACCUAGAGCUUAGAUAGUUAGCAUGAAACAUCUUCAAGGGGAUGUCUACCAAGUUUGUUCAAAUACAAGCCCUUGGGUAAAAAUUGGCCCCGCCCCAGGGGGUCAUUGUUUUUCACUUUAUGUAUAUGAUAAAAACUUUUAAAAAAUCUUCUUUUAAAACCCUAAAGAGCUAGAGCAAAGAUAUUAAGCAUGAAACAUCUUCUAAUGGGUGUCUACCAAGUGUGUUCAAAUAAGGGCCCUUGGGGUUAAAAUUGGUCUGGCCCCGGGGGUCUUUUACUCUUGUUAUAGAAAUGUGUUGAAAUCUACAUAUAAACCAGACAAACUGACAGAGCAAAUUUUACCAUUAAUCUUUGUACUUGGUAGAAAUAUGAUUGUGAAAUUAAUAAUUCAGCCAUUUUUUUUUUUAUGUGAAACCUUAAAAAUGUCACAUAGAUUGUGAUCAUUAAGUGUUUUUUUAAAGCUCAUUAAAAAAUAUUUUAUGUUUGAUUUUUUUUAAGUGUUUACUCAUUCUGAAUGUAUACAAAAUGAUUGAAAACCACAAUACAGUCAAUCAGAUUGUAAACAUUAAAUAUUGCUCAAAGAAACAUUUAGAUUUUCUAUCACUACUGAAUUUAAACCAUAACUUGAUGAAAUAGAAAGUGAUAAGCCUUUGGUAAUAAGCUAUGAGUAUAGUCAGAUUAUCCUGCAUAUUCCUGCAGUUUGGCCAGGCUCUACACUGUAACUUAUUUUUUUUAGUCCCCUACCGGUUUACCGAAGGGGACUUUAGGUUUACCCUCCGUCCGUCUGUCUGUCCGUCCGUCCGUCAGUCCGUCCGCCCACAAAACUGGAUCCUGCGAUAAUGCAAAAAGUACUGAAAAUAUUUUAAUGAAACUUGAUAUAUGGAUAGAUGGCAGUAUGGAGAUUAUGCACGUUUUUUUCUUUUCUUCCUAUGUUAAAAAUUCUGGUUGCUAUGGCAACAAAUAGACUGAAAAUAUGGCAAAUUUUACACAUAACCUGGAUCCCACGAUAACGCAAAAGUACUGAAAAUAUUUUUAUGAAACUUGAUAUAUGGAUAGAUGGCAGUAUGGAGAUUAUGCACGUCUUUUUCUUUCCUUCCUAUGUUGAAAAUUCUGGUUGCUAUGGCAACAAAUAGACUGAAAAUAUGGCAAAUUUUACACAUAACCUGGAUCCAGUGAUAACACAAAAAGUACUGAAAAUAUGUUUAUGAAACUUGACAUAUGGGUAGAUGGCAGUAUAGAAAUUAUGCACAUUCUUUUCUUAUCUUCCUAUGUUGAAAAUUCUGGUUGCUAUGGCAACAAAUAGACUGAAUUUCAAGAUUUCUGAUUCUAGUUUUUAAGUUUUUUCACUAUAAGUUCUUUAUUUCUUAAGGUAUUUUCUUCAAACUUUAAAUAUAAAUUGCUUGUCAUCAACCACAUCAUAUGUGACAAGGUUUACAACUCUAGCACAAAAUUUAUCAGAAUUACCUCCCUUGAACUUAAAAUUUUCAUGAAAAAAAAACAUUGUUUUUUUAAUAACUUAUUUUUCUGAAUGUAUCUACUUCAAACUUCAUAUAAAUGUUUCUUAUUAUCACUCAACAUUUGUGAGUGUUCAAUACUCUAGCAAGACUAUUUCCAGAAUUAUGCCCCUUUUGAACUUAGACUUUUUUUUGAGAAAUUGGUAAUUUUUACUCCAACUAGCUUCUUCAAUCAUGAUAGGAUUUUAAAAAUGUUAUAUUUUGAUAACAGGGAUGUUUGAAAAAUAACUUUUAGAGUGUCCUUCAGUCCGUCUGUCUGUACAUAAAAACUGUUUCCUGUGAUCACUUUUAAAGAACUUUUUCAACAAAUUUACUUAAAAUAGGAACCUAAGUGAAUGGCCAAUGGCCCUUCAGAAUGUUGCUUGGGCUCUUACCAGUAGGGGACUUAUGGAUUGCUUGCAAUACUAUGAUAAUUGCUUGUUGUAUUUUGAUAUUAAAAUCCUUUGAACUUUGAAUUGAGCAUCCAAAUUUGGAGCUUCAAAUUCAAAGCUUGUAAUAUCUAUUAGACAAAUUCCACAAGUUAUGGUUUAAACAUUGUUGAUGUGUUUUAAUAACAAACCGAUGUGAAGUUAAUUAAAUAUGCAAUUAUGGUUUUGCCUUUAACAGGAAUAAUUAUCAAUUGAUCUUGUAAAUGAUCAUCAUGAAUACAUCUACAUGUAAGGUAAUAUUUUAGGGAUAAUUGUGCGUUUGGUUGUAUACUUACAUAUAGGUGUAUUAUAACAUUUUGUACAAUAUAUUUGAUAAAUUAGUGAACUGAAA
Ruditapes philippinarum (Manila clam) is the source of this 12436-nucleotide messenger RNA. Its product is annotated as 2-aminoethylphosphonate--pyruvate transaminase-like. The record is from RefSeq and is a predicted model, not a curated record. Gene Ontology annotation, molecular function: 2-aminoethylphosphonate:pyruvate transaminase activity. Gene Ontology annotation, biological process: organic phosphonate catabolic process. Lineage: Eukaryota; Metazoa; Mollusca; Bivalvia; Venerida; Veneridae.